This is a messenger RNA of Esox lucius (northern pike), 4377 nucleotides long. RefSeq names its product anoctamin-1. NCBI's taxonomy places the organism in Eukaryota, Metazoa, Chordata, Actinopteri, Esociformes, Esocidae. Gene Ontology annotation, cellular component: plasma membrane. The record is from RefSeq and is a predicted model, not a curated record. Gene Ontology annotation, molecular function: chloride channel activity; protein dimerization activity. Gene Ontology annotation, biological process: chloride transmembrane transport.
GGUGUUGGGUUACAAUGGGAUUUGUGAUAGGAGGACAGACCUGACUCUGUGUCUAGCACAGUCGUUGUUCAGAGAGAUUGUGGUGGUCGGUUGGCUUUGACAAAGUGGUUCUAGUUGGAGUCCCAUCGUAUCUGGUCUGAGAGCUGGGUGAUUUUACAGUCAGCGAUGUUGAUAGUAUAAUGAUCUCCUUUUUUCUCUAUCUGAGUAAGUUAGCGUAAAACUUUUCAAAAGUAGGUUAAACAGAAAUCUGGACUUACAUUUUUCAGUUAGAUUAUAGGAGGGUGUUUUUGGAAGGUUUGGAGUUCAGCAAGCAAUAAUGGAUGUGAAUGGGCCUGGGUACAACAACCAAGGAAAUGGUAAAGCCCAUCAGAACCAGGACACGAUCAGAUCAGGACUCCCUGUCCAAGCCAUGCAGAAGAACGAGAGGUCCACCCACAUCCCUGGCAUAGAGAAAGAGGUGGAUAUCAUCAAUAUCAAGGGAAUUGAAGACAUUGGCUAUGUCCAGUCGGAUUCCGUGCUCCUGAACUCCCUAAUACCUGAGGAGAACACACGAUGCCAGCACGGCCUGUACUUCCAGGAUGGAGAGAGGCGGGUGGACUACGUCCUCACCUACCACAUCAAGAAGCCCAGCAGCUCCCGGUCCAACCGACACUCGUACUGCUUCACCGACAACGCCUUCACGCGGACCCUCCGCCGUGGGACAGCCAGGCUGGGACGACCGCCACCCCCGCAGCCCAGGGGUGAUCUGGAGGUGGCCCCUCACGACCACAGCAUGGACUACCAUGAAGAUGACAAGCGCUUCCGUCGGGAAGAGUUCGAGGGCAACCUGACCGACAUGGGCCUGGAGUUGGAGAAGGAUGAGGACACUAAAACCCCUGGCGUGGGCUUUGUGAAGAUCCAUGCACCAUGGCACGUGCUUUGUCGAGAAGCUGAAUUCAUGAAGCUCAAGAUGCCUACAAAAAAAGUAUAUGAAGUGAAGCAGAGUUCUGGCGUUGGGGCGAAGAUCAGCACGUUGGUGAGCAAGGCCACGGAACCACUUCAUCCCAACGUGGAGGAGAACAGGGUUCACAACGUUAAGCAUCUCUCCUAUGCCUUCUCCAGGGAAAAACAGCACCUGUUUGAUUUAUCAGACCGAGAGUCCUUCUUUGACAGUAAAACAAGAUCUUCAAUCGUUUUUGAAAUAUUGAAACGAACAAAAUGCACCAAGGCUAAGUAUAGCAUGGGGAUCACCAGCCUUCUGGGUAAUGGAGUCUAUACAGCUGCCUAUCCGUUACAUGAUGGCGAUGUGGAUGGUGAAAAUGUGGAGCCCAAUGAUAGGAAGCUGUUGUAUGAGGAGUGGGCGAGUUACAGUGUAUUUUACAAAUACCAGCCUAUCGGGCUAGUUAGGAAGUACUUUGGAGAGAAAAUUGGUCUGUACUUUGCGUGGCUGGGACUGUACACCCAGAUGCUGAUCCCUGCUUCUCUGGUGGGGGUCAUCGUUUUCCUGUAUGGCUGUGCCACCGUAGAUGACAACAUUCCCAGCAUGGAGAUCUGCCACCCCAAGAACAACAUCACCAUGUGUCCGCUGUGUGACAAAGCCUGUAGCUACUGGAAGCUGAUGGAGGCCUGUGGGACGGCCCGGGCCAGCCACCUCUUCGACAACCCGGCCACCGUCUUCUUCUCCAUCUUCAUGGCCCUCUGGGCCGCCAUGUUCAUGGAGCACUGGAAAAGAAGACAGAUGCGUCUGAACUAUGAAUGGGAUCUGACAGGCUUUGAGGAGGAGGAGGAAGAGCUGAAGGACCACCCACGAGCUGAGUAUGAGUUCCGAGUAAUGCAGAAGUCCCUGAAGAAAGAGCACAAGACACAGAAGAAGCCCACAGAGGUAGCGGAAGAAACCACAAACAAAUGGAAGCAAACGGUUCAGUCUGCCAUGGCUGGGCUCAAACUGACAGAAAAAGAAAAGCUCACGUGCAGAGAUCGGUUCCCGGCGUACAUGACCAAUAUAGUCAUGAUGCUUCUGAUGAUUGGGGUGACAUUUGCCAUUGUGUUUGGUGUUAUCCUGUACCGGAUCUCCACUAACGCAGCUCUGCACUUAAGCAACAACCCGACAACGCGUUCCAACGUCCGUCUGACGGUCAAAACCACUGCCGCCAUCAUCAAUCUGGUGGUCAUUCUGAUCCUGGACGAGGUCUACGGGGCUGUCGCACGCUGGCUCACAGUCCUAGAGGUCCCGAAGACAGACAAGAGCUUUGAGGAGAGAUUAAUAUUCAAAACAUUCAUCCUGAAGUUUGUGAACGCCUUUACCCCCAUUAUUUAUAUAGCAUUCUUCCGAGGCAGGCUUGUUGGUCGACCGGGGAGUUAUCUGUAUGUGUUUGAGUCCUACCGCAUGGAAGAGUGUGCUCAUGGAGGAUGUUUGAUGGAGUUGUGUAUUCAGCUCAGUAUCACCAUGUUGGGAAAGCAACUCAUCCAGAACAAUUUGUUUGAAAUUGGCAUCCCGAAGCUGAAGAAGUUGAUAAGGUACAUCAAGUCCAAGAGGAGGUCCUUCCAGGAAGAGGAGAGGGAGAAGAAGUUACAGCGCUACGAGACAGAUCACUUCCUGGAGCCCUUUGCAGGCCUCACACCAGAGUAUAUGGAGAUGAUAAUCCAGUUUGGGUUUGUGACCCUGUUUGUGGCGUCGUUUCCACUGGCUCCACUGUUCGCCCUCCUCAACAACAUCAUCGAGAUACGCCUGGAUGCCAAGAAGUUUGUGGCUGAGCUCAGGAGGCCGGUCGCUGCUAGGGCAAAAGACAUUGGGAUAUGGUACAACCUACUCCGGGGUGUGGCUAAAGUGGCUGUCAUCAUAAACGCGUUUGUGAUCUCCUUCACGUCAGACUUCAUCCCCAGGCUGGUGUACCAGUACAUGUACAGCCCGGACGGAUCCAUGCAUGGCUUCGUCGACCACACCUUGUCCUACUUCAACGUGUCGGACUUCCAGCACGGGAAAGAGCCCAUGGAACCUCUGCAUCUGGGCUACCCAGUGGACAUGUGCAGGUAUAAAGACUACAGAGAGCCUCCGUGGUCCAACACGCCCUACGUGAUCUCCAAAGAGUUCUGGGCCGUGCUGGCUGCCCGGCUGGCCUUCGUCAUUGUCUUCCAGAAUGUGGUGAUGCUGAUGAGUGACAUUGUGGACUGGUUGAUCCCAGACAUCCCUAAAGACAUCAGCCUUCAGAUCCACAAGGAGAAGAUCCUGAUGGUAGAACUCUUCAUGAAGGAGGAACAGGGCAAGAGGCAGUUUAUAGACAGCGACCCCUGGUGGCGGCAAAGAGAACAGCAACAAGCACGCCCCUAUUGCCCGAUCGCGCUCCAUUCCACACACACACAGUCACACACAUGCCAACAACUUCUAGCAGCUACGGUACAGUGUGGCCUGGUUAGCUCAGUCAAUGGUUACUGAGGUCUGUGUCCUUAUCCUUGUCCAGACAUUCCAUAUAAAGGGAGAGGUGCUCCCCACAGUGUGUUGAGGCCGAAGUCAAGAGAAACAGAAAUUGUCCCUGUGUACGAUGCCUGCCAAAACUUUCAGUGAGUAACUAGAUGACUGAUCAAAUGCCAACCAGUUAACCAGAUGACUGAAUAACUGCCAACCAGUUAACCAGAUGACUGAAUAACUGCCAACCAGUUAACUAGAUGACUGAAUAACUGCCAACCAGUUAACUAGAUGACUGAAUAACUGCCAACCAGUUAACUAGAUGACUGAAUAACUGCCAACCAGUUCACCAGAUGACUGAAUAACUGCCAACCAGUUAACCAGAUGACUGAAUAACUGCCAACCAGUUAACCAGAUGACUGAAUAACUGCCAACCAAUUAACCAGAUGACUGAAUAACUGCCAAUCAGUUCACCAGAUGACUGAAUAACUGCCAACGAGUUAACUAGCUGCCAACCAGUGGAGUCGUGGGCAUUGAGGUCUCAAAUAUGCCAUUUAGCAAAAGUUUUUUUAUCCAAAGCAACAUAAAUUAGUGAAAACUGUGGCGGACCAUGUUCAAUGAGAGGGAAAAAGGUUUAUUUCUAUUUUAAUUUGCACAGUACUGUCAACAAGACAUUUUUUGUAACAUGCUUUACAUUAUGUCCGGCAUCCAAGAUAUUUCUAUGUUUGCCUCUUUAUAAACAGGAUGUAAAUUAUAUAUUAUUAUUUACUAUGUUUAUUUAACCAUACUCUAAACAGGAUGGAGAUAUACAUUAUCAUUUACUAUGUUGAUUUAACCAUAUUCUAAACAGAAUGGAGAUUAUACAUUAUCAUUUACUAUGUUGACUCAACCAUACUCUUGGUGCAAAGAAUCACCAUUAUAAACGCUAAACCUUUUUUCAAAUGUUACAGAUGUGUUUUCUUUUGUUAACAUUCUUUCUCAAAACAGUAUUUUUA